AUGAGUCGAAACAACCAAAGUGUCAUCUCCCAGUUCCUCCUCCUGGGCCUGCCCAUCCCCCCAGAGCACCAGCACCUGUUCUAUGUCCUGUUUCUGGCCAUGUACCUCACCACUGUCCUGGGGAACCUCAUCAUCAUCAUCCUCAUUCUACUGGAUUCCCAUCUGCACACACCCAUGUACUUGUUUCUCAGCAACUUGUCCUUCUCUGACCUCUGCUUCUCCUCUGUCACAAUGCCCAAAUUGCUGCAGAACAUGCAGAGCCAGGAUCUAACCAUCCCCUAUGUGGAUUGCCUGACACAAAUGUACUUCUUAAUGGCUUUUGGAGAUAUGGAGAGCUUGCUUCUAGUGGCCAUGGCCUAUGACCGCUAUGUGGCCAUCUGCUUCCCUCUCCAUUACACCAGCAUCAUGAACCCCAAGUUCUGUGCUAGUUUAUUGAUGCCAUUGUGGAUGCUGACCAUAUUUGAUUCCAUGAUGCACACCCUACUUGUGGCUAGAUUGUCUUUUUGUGAGAACAAUGUGAUCCCCCACUUCUUCUGUGACAUAUCUGCCCUGCUGAAGCUGGCCUGCUCAGAUACUUCUGUUAAUGAGCUGAUGAUAUUUAUCACAGGAGGGCCCAUCAUUAUUGUACCAUUCCUACUCAUUGUUAUGUCUUAUGCAAGGAUUGUCUCCUCCAUUCUCAAAGUUUCUUCUGCCAAGGGCAUCUACAAGGUCUUUUCCACUUGUGGUUCCCACCUGUCUGUAGUGUCUCUGUUUUAUGGUACAAUUUUUGGUCUCUAUUUCUGUCCAUCAGCUAAUAACUCAACUGUGAAAGAGACUACCAUGGCUAUGAUGUUCACAGUGGUAACUCCUAUGCUUAACCCUUUUAUUUACAGCCUGAAAAACAGAGACAUAAAGCAGGCUCUAAUAAGAGUUAUCUGCAAUAGGAAAAUCUCUUUGUAA
Alexandromys fortis (reed vole) is the source of this 939-nucleotide messenger RNA. Its product is annotated as olfactory receptor 1468-like. Lineage: Eukaryota; Metazoa; Chordata; Mammalia; Rodentia; Cricetidae. Bases 1 to 939 code for a protein of 312 amino acids. The record is from RefSeq and is a predicted model, not a curated record. Gene Ontology annotation, molecular function: G protein-coupled receptor activity; olfactory receptor activity. Gene Ontology annotation, biological process: G protein-coupled receptor signaling pathway. The transcript has a single exon. Gene Ontology annotation, cellular component: plasma membrane.